Messenger RNA from Micromonas pusilla CCMP1545, 1849 nucleotides. RefSeq lists its product as uncharacterized. NCBI's taxonomy places the organism in Eukaryota, Viridiplantae, Chlorophyta, Mamiellophyceae, Mamiellales, Mamiellaceae. The annotation marks the transcript as partial. The record is from RefSeq and is a predicted model, not a curated record. The transcript is spliced from 3 exons.
AUGUCGCUCUUGACCGGAGGACAUCGCGUGAGCGCGACGGUGUGCGAGGCGAGCUCGCUGGACAGCGCGCGGAGCUCCGCGAACCACGAAUUCGCGACGCGAAUCAUGUCGUCCGAGCUCGUGAAUCUGCAGGAUCCCGGCGUGGAGGUGUCGAACAAGCUGCACGAGCUGUGCACGGUCGUGAAAGUGAGAUGCGCGGACCGCAUCGCGCUGCUGCUGGACAUCGUGAACUUCUUCCGCGACUGCGCAAUCACGAUCGUGGAGGCGGAGGUCACCACGACUGCGAACGACGGCAUGGCGUCUGACAUAUUCCUCGUCCAGGACGGACCGAACCGCGAGAAGGUGAAGUCCACCAGGCGGCUCGCGGAGUCGCUGAGGGGCGUCAUCCUCGUGCACGAGGAGAACUUACGGUCGAGCCAGGAGCAACCCAUCGACCUUGCCGCGUGCGGGGCGUGGAACCACCGAGACGCGAGCGUGGAGUUCGCGCCAAUCAUUUUGAGCGACCUCGUCGCUCGCGGGGACUCGCCGCCGAUUCCAGGCGCGAGCGCGGACGACGGCGGCGGCGGCGGCGGGCUCGAAGACCGAGAUGACAGCGCGAAGGGCGCGAUGUCCGCGUUGAUGAGUCGACUCGACGUCGGCGGCGACGACGACGGCGCCGCCCGGGAGAAGGCGAAGAUCUCGCGUCGCGUCUCCUCCGUUCGCGGCGACGGAUUAAAACUCAACUCGAGCGACGUCAACGCGACGGAAAUUCACAUGGAGGUUCCCGACCGUGUCGGUCUUCUGUCCGACGUCGCGAACUGCCUGCGACGGGAGAACCUGAACAUCUUGCACGCGCAUAUAUACACCACCUCGGAUGGCAUGGCGUCAAACUACUUCUCCGUCCAGUGCACGGACACGAAGACGAAAGUGCCGUCGGGAGUGCUCGAGAAAGUGAGAGCCGCGCUCGCGGCGCGGUGCCACCGCGACGCUGUCCCGGGGCGUUCUGCGAUACAUGGGAGGUUAUCGAGGAGAAUCUCGAGCACCGGGCUGAAAGAUUCCGAGACACGAGACGAGAUCUCGCACCGGGUCAUGCAGCACCGCGAGGAAGUCACGCAACAGAGCCCGAACCACCGUCACCGCGUAAGAAAACUCGCGCACUUGGACCUCAAUGCGCUGCCGCCGGCGAGUUCGACGAUGAGCGCGUCGGACCGAGCGGUCGCGGAAGCCGCGCUGUGCGAGCUCCCAGCGUAUGCGUCGCUGACGUCCAGGGCGGCGCGCGAUGAAAUCAUCGACGAGUUGCGCGAGGUGAAAUGGGAACCUGGCGAGGUCGCGUUCGACGCGAAGGACCCGAUCCCGAACGUGUACAUCGUCACGCGAGGAUGUUUGGCUCGCGACGCGUUCUUCUCGAAGAGUGGACAGAGCAACCCGCGCGUCUUGCUGAGAAAAGGCGACCUCGUCGGCGAGGUUGCGCUGAAUCACGCGCAAACCGCGAACGCGGCGAUCACGAGCGUGGACGAGAACGGAGUACCGGUCGAGACGACGGCGUUCGCGAUCAACUGCGAGACGUUCAAGCGCAUCGUACGAACGCGCAUUCACCGUCAACGUCAGCUCUGCAACAACGUUUUGAAUAUCAUAUUGACGUUUCGCGCGGUGCCGACGCGGAAGAAGGAGUUGUUAUUGAACGCGUUGUGGAGCGCGUCCGUGGCGAUGCCUCCCGGGACGAAGCUCGAGUUUGGAACGAUGUCCACAGCGUUGCACGUCGUCUUAGAAGGCGAGGUCGACGUUGUCCCGCUGCAUAGCGAGGAGAAGAAAAAGACGCUGAGAGGCGGGGACACGUUCGGGAACGAUUUCUUGAUGUCUCCGGAGAUGU